AUGUUAAAAUCUUUUAAAGAUCUAGUUUUGAAAAAAACUAUUAAGAACUUUCGUUUUUUUUCUCAUUCAAAAUAUGUUCUACCAAAUCUUUCUUUUGAUUAUCAGGCAUUGGAACCAUAUCUUUCAGGAGAUUUAAUUGAGCUUCAUUAUAAUCAACAUCAUCGGGCAUAUGUUACAAAUUUAAAUAAGACGGUAGAAAAAUAUUAUGAGGAAAAUGAAUCAUCAUUAGACUCUUUUAUUAACCGCUUAAAUCUUUUAACAUCUAUAAAAUUUUUUGCAGGAGGUCAUAUUAAUCAUUCAUUAUAUUGGGAAAAUCUUCUUCCUAAUAAACAAGGAGGUGGACAAAUUAUUAAUGGACCUUUAGUAGAAGCUAUUAAAAAAGAAUGGAAAAGUGUCGAUGAAUUCAUUCGUAUAUUUAAUAUGCAAUUAGCGGGAAUUCAAGGAAGUGGAUGGGCUUGGCUCGUAAAAUCACCUUUUAGUCAACGUCUAAGUAUUCAAACAACAAUGAACCAAGAUGUUGUAACACAGGGUAAAGUUAUUCUUGGAAUCGACGCAUGGGAACAUUCAUACUAUAUUCAAUAUUUAAAUAAUAAAACAAAAUAUUUUGAAAAUAUAUGGAAUGUGGUCAAUUGGAAAGUCAUGAAUCAACGAUUUGAGCAAUAA
Messenger RNA from Pneumocystis murina B123, 663 nucleotides. RefSeq lists its product as hypothetical. Gene Ontology annotation, cellular component: mitochondrion. The transcript has 8 exons. Gene Ontology annotation, biological process: superoxide metabolic process. The coding region runs from base 1 to 663 and encodes 220 amino acids. Gene Ontology annotation, molecular function: superoxide dismutase activity; metal ion binding. Lineage: Eukaryota; Fungi; Ascomycota; Pneumocystomycetes; Pneumocystales; Pneumocystaceae. The record is from RefSeq and is a predicted model, not a curated record.